Messenger RNA from Amoebophrya sp. A120, 8324 nucleotides. Lineage: Eukaryota; Dinophyceae; Syndiniales; Amoebophryaceae. The record is from the annotation of a GenBank genome assembly.
GGAGUUCUGGGCCUCGCACGCCGUCAGCCCGCCGAGCUGCGCGGGGUUCCUGCUCCCCUCGGUGCUAGAGCACGACCGGUUCGAAAGCGAGCGGUUUCCGCACCGCAAGGAGCUGCUGUGGAACAUUCUGGAAGCCGUACGAUACGCCGUGUUGCCCAGCAGAAAGCACUUUCAGUUCCUCACCGAGGCCGACGCGGCCACGAUCGUCGAGGACUUUCUCGGUCUGCCGAAGAAUGGCACAGCAGGCGCGGAGGUGGAAGAAGAAAAUCAAAAUGCGACAGGAAUGAUAAGCGGUCCUGAGCAGGAGCCACCUGUAGCUCGGGGUGCUCCUCCUGCCGCUCCUCCCUCCGACGUGUAUCGAGAGCUGAUUGACUGGUCAACAACUACUCCGUCUACUGUUGAAAACGAGGCACCAGCGCAAGAACCGCACACGACGAGGAAACAGGGCGCGGGCGCAGCAUCAACCUUGCAGCGAGGCGGAUUACAACUUCUACAGAAGCAGCAAAACUUGUUCGACAUUGUCAGGGCCGCGGAGGACGCUGGUGCGACCCGCGCGGCGGACCGGUUCGUGAUAAAUCUGGGGGCUGGAGUAUCCUAAGUAACAACGUCCCCACCCCAGAGUUGUCAUGCAGAUUUGCCAUGACAGGAACAUUUGUGAUGCGCAACCCCAUGACAGGCAUUUUCAAUCGUGUUUGGGAACUUGUAAUGUUGUAAACAGGAUGAGAAGGUCGAUUUGUGAUGCGGCUUUCCUUGCUAACUUGCACUACCUUACGGACUGAAACUUGUCAUGCGUAGUAGCACAGUCUGUUUAUGUCAUGCGUGACUCCUAAAACUCCUAGGUUUGUGUUGCAAAAUCCGCAUCUUGACUCUGGUGUGGAGAUGUUUUACUCAUGAUAUGGAGUGAUGGAAGAGGACGACCGAUCCGACUGGGACGUGGAUCCAGCACUAUCGCCAGAAAAAACUGUUUCACUGGAAACUUGUAAUGCAGAAAUUGCAUCUCACAGUCACAAGUGUUUGUCUUGCUACACAUGCAAGACAGGGGAUUUUUAGCUGUGUUUUCCCUCAGGAACCUUGCAUGGCAAAUUUUCUCUGUCAUGUAGAACAAACUUGUGAUGCAAAACCUGCAAAAUCCUUACAGUGAAACACUUUUUUCGUACGAUAAGCACACACCAUGGUGGAAUUCGCUGGCGCCGGGGGCGUUUUGUUCGAAGGCGACCCCGAUCGCGUGUCGGUGUUGCGCGAUCAGAUCUUCAAAAGCCGGACCUUUGUGUCAUCUGAAGCAACAGGAGGUACUAAAGAAGCUACAACUUCUUCAUCUAGCGGAACCACAGAUGUUCUUGUACACCAGCAAGCAGGACCGGCACGAGAUGCGAAGACCGCAAAGACGUCAUCUUCGUCGCAAGAACGUAAGCUCCUUCAUCUCGUGACGGACUACGUGAGUCCGGAGACGGUGGACAGCUUUCUGAACGAGCACCCGCUCUUCCGCAGGACCGCGUUGAGGACGACCACCGCGGCCACGACGCAGAAGAACCACGACGCGUUUUCUGUGAAUAUCAAAGGAACUACGCCGGCGCAGCUCCAUAGUGCCGCACCCAUCACGCUGUUGAAGAUUGAUCUCGACAACCGCGAUUGUGAGUAUCUGUCAAAGAUUCUGCACAAGCUGCACACGGAGAUGCGCACGAGAACUCUGCUGAUCGCCAUGGAAAUCAUAGCCUAUUUUCUGCCUCCGGAUAUCGGGUUUGGUUCCUGGCUCCCCACGGUGUACACGGAUGUGGGCUCGCAGUAUUCCUCCUUGCUCAAGAACAUGAUCCGGGGCUGCUCUCUCGGGGAGAUUCUGCGCAUCGCGACGCCCUACGGGUUAUGAAUUGAAAAAGUAUCGUACUCGUAUAAAUGCAUUACAAAUUUCCUCAGCAUGAGAAAUAAAAUUUGUAAUGGAGAUUGACCUCAAAAAAAAGAUUGGUAAAUGCAUGUCUGCAAUACGAGUACAACGAUACUUUUGCACAGGAUACGGGUACGUGCUGUUCCGCCUGCACGCGGACGACCACUUUCCCAAUGCGUACCUGAUUCACUCCAGUUUUGCGCACUUGCUGCAACACGAACACAGGCUGCGCGUGGAGCGCCUCUACGGUGCCGCGGUGUUUGAUGUUCGCGAAGCGGAAUCCGAUAUCAAAUGCAAAAAUGUCUGGGUCUGGAACAAAGGAACUUCCCAUGCUAAAUCUGAAUCAUGUAGAAAUCUGUGUUGCAUGAUUACCAAAAGCUGUCAACUUUUGACCUGAUCGAGAGGCAGUUUCUCAUGCAGGAUAGGCAUGAUAGAAUUCUCACAGAAUCUGUCAUGCUAUGUCCUACAUACCAGACCUUAUGGGUCAUGGAAAACCUGCAUGACAAGUCUGGCACUCUGCCAGACCCAGACAUUUGUACAGUUGAUAUCCGACUACACGGGAGCCCCGCAUCAAAGUCCGAACCUGCAGCAGCUUCAAAUGGACGGUAAAUACCUUUUUGAGUGGUGGCGGGAGAAGGGGUUCGUGCCGAAGCAGCUGUUCCAUGAGAACACGCUGCAGGGCAUAUCGUGAGUAAAAAUCCCCCCUCCCCAUACCGAAAAGGAAGUUUGUGAUGCUGGAUUUGCGUACACAAAUCAGAUUUGUCUUGCAGUAGAGAACCGCAGGCAUACGCCAACCCGGGGCAGCGAGGUUUUGACGUAGGCCCCCAGCAUGGCAAAAGUCUACGCUGUAGGACCAACAGCAUCACAAGCCGCCGGCGUAAUGCGGCGGAGCCUGCGGACUUGCCUUCUUGCAAGACAGAAGCGAUUUGCGGUCACAAAUCAGCAUUGCAAAUUUUCUGCGGCUUGCCUUUUCGAUAUGGGGAGGGAGGAUUUUUCCUUACAAUAGGGCACGUUCUACAGCCUCUGGGCGAUGCACCGAGACCGCGACCACCCUGCGGACUCGGCGGACCUCACGGUUUUGCAGCGGUACUUGCAGUAUCCUGUGCAAAAGUAUCGUACUCGUAUUGCAAUCAUGCAUUACAAAUUUUUUUCUCAACGUAAAUCCGCAUUACAAAUUUUGUUUCUCAUGCUGAGACAAUUUGUCAUGCAUUUGUACGAGUACGAUACUUUUGCAGUUCAUAUGCAGGCACACUUCGACCUAGUGUGGCUGAGCAGCGGUGGGGGUGCCGGCGACGGAACCGCAGCUGGUGAUGCCACCAGUACAACCAGUGAAACGUCUACCGGAGUAGAUGUUGGAGACGGCACCGUUUCUGCCUCAAUCACCUGCGACGGUAGUCGUGCGGCGACCAGUGCUAUAGCAGAAAAAAGCACUCACGUAGUCCGCGCAGCUACGCGGGCCGGCGCGCUGUUUUUCGACAAAUCGUACCAAGUACUGCAGCCCGUCCCCCCUGAGGAAAAGCGGCAAGAGGGCGAAGAUGCUGGGAUGUUGUCCGCGAAUGCAGCGGGUGAAGAUUUGACGGGGACCACAGCAGACGUUGAGGAGAGGGGAGCGGCGAUGCUGCGGAAAAACGCUACCUCAGUGAGCCGUGGCGCGCUAGUCCACGGGGAAAAAGGGAGUAGUCUGCGUGUCGCGGAUAGUAGUACCAACUACGCUUUGCCGCCGCGUGAAACGAAGAGAUUAUGCAGAAGUGCUGGGCCACUCCCGGAAGGUGCAGGUGGCUCGAGAAGUGCCGAAGAUAAAGAGCCAGAUUACUUAUUGUCUUUAAGCACUGCUGCAGCUUCCUCGAUUUCCGAAAUGGUCCCAGCGUCGCGCACUGGUUCUUUCUUCCGCCUCACGCUAGUCCCGGGCAUCGUUUGGCCCAUGACCGCUACGGAGUACAAUGCGGCGCUAGCCAGGGGAGAAACUUCUAGCUUAUUUCGCACUUCUGCUGGACCAUCUACUUCCGCGGCACAAGGAUAUGCUGUGGAUAAUAAGAAUUCUGAGGUCCGUGGUCGUGGAACGGCGAAUUACGGUGAAGAAAGCAGUGGUCGCCACCGGUCGAUCAAUACUGCGAAGAAUCGAAGGACCCUGCUUGCCAGCUUCGGCACGCACGCGCCCUUCGCCCAGGAGGCACAUUUGGCGGUGCGACGGGCAUUAGUGGAAGAGCAGGUCUUUGUCGAGGGCCGCGACGAGGAGCAGUUCUGGGGUGGGUUUUACCAGUGCCGCCAUGCCUAUGACAAUUCACAACUCCCCUCCCCCUCAUUUGCAUUGCAUGAACAGCAAUAGUGGAGCCUAUGCAGGGGAAAUUUGUGUGCCUAGUCUAGUACUGUCUGGGCCUCCAGAAUUUGUCGUGCAAACAGUGCCACAAGGGCAAGGCAGGGACUGGAGUUAGGAUUUUGCAUGACUAGAUCGUCUGCGUCCGAAGCUGCUUGCGGCAACGGUGCAAAGGUUUUUGAUGUGGUGCAGUCGGCGAGUAUGCAUGACAAAUGAGAGGGAGGGGGAGUAGUUGUGCACUGUCAUAACGCGCCGGAGGUCUGUCGCUGCGUGAACCCCAACCCCCGGUUUUGCGGCAACGAACUGGACGACUUGGGGGCCUUGUUUGUCGAGGUGGACGUAUCAAAAGGAAAAAUCCCCCCUCCCCAUAUCAAAACGAAGUUUCUGAUGCAGGAUUUGCGUACACAAAUAAGAUCUGUCUUGCUGGAGAGGAAUGCAGCCCCGUACUAAGCCUAAGUAGAGAGGUUCUGGCCUAGGCGUCUAGCAUGAGAAACGUCCGCACUGUAGGCCCAUCAGCAUCACAAACCGCCUGCACAAUGCUACGGAGCUUGUGGAGUUGCCUUCUUGCAAGACAGACGUGAUUUGAGGUCUCAAAUCAGCAACACAAAUUUCCGGAAACAUACCUUUUCGAUAUGGGGAGGGGGUAUUUUUCCUCUUAAUAGGACGAAAGCGUAAACGAUCCGCACUACGGCGGAAACCACGGUUAUGGGAGUGUCAGGAUUGAAAUCGUCAAAAUUCAAAUAGGUUGUCAUGCAGAAAAUGCAACGCAAAGAUUGCCUCUAUUGCAGAGGACGCAAGGGAGGCAGAUUGUAGUGCUGGUAAGGGUCGGGACUUGGGCUGCUGAUUAGCAUCACAGAGCGGAGCCCCUUUGCCCUGAACAGCAUGACAAACUGGCUUCCGGCAUGGACAAAAUUUGUCAUGCACCGACUAGAAAAUGCGGGUCCAAUUUGUAUGGAUAUUAUGCAUUACAAGUUAUUUCAACUUCGUCGAUUUCAAUCCUGACACUUCCAUAACGGAUUGUCACAGUUGGACGUGGUGGAAACACACGUAAGCAGAAUCAUCGAAAACUGGUGGGAAGACGAAGUCAUGUCUCGCGCAAGGGAUACUUCUAUGAUUAAGGACGCCAACAGCACCAGCACGACCUUUAUUGAGCUGCUCGUGGUUACCUCCUGCAGCACGCCGUUCUUUUUGUGUGCGUUAUUACAACAGGAGUUGAACAAGGUCUGGAACAAAUACCUGCUGCAACAUUUCCAGCAACAGACGGCGGUUAAAAACAAGCAGAGCCAGCAGCACGGCACCAGUGGAGGUAGAACUAACACAGUCUUGCUAAUCCAGUCGAAUUGGUUUGGAAUUUCGCCAAACUUUCUCGCCCCAAACGACGUAUACCCAGGAGCUGCAUCUGAGUCAGCUACUAUAAUACCAGAAAGAGAAGCCACUGUAUCCCCGUGCUUCGUGGAAGGCCGGUGCACGAAGGCGGUUUUUCUCAACUCCGCCACGGACGCGUCUGCCGCAGCCGGCGAAUCUGCGGCCUGGCGUAUCCAGAGUAAAAACGUCACCUCGAUUGCAGAUGAGUUGUAAUGCAAAUCUGCAUUCAUCCUCAAAGCGCUUCUCGUGCGGAGACCCAUGACAAGCACUCUCUAGUUGUGUUUUGAGAUUUGUGAUGCCCGAAUCAGCAUGAUGUGCAAGAUCUGUGAUGUCGCUGCACUAGGUAAACACGACUACACUGCGCGCCCAAAUUUGUCAUGCGCAACAACCAGGGCUUGUUGAUUUGUCUAGCAGAUUUCCCAUCUUGACUAUCGGAUGGACACGUUUUUACUCGGGAUAUGGCGACGCUUUUGGAGCUUAGGCCGAACCUUGGUGCACAGCGGAGCCGCGGGUACGGCCAUCGUCUCCACUUCGAACCUGAUUUUGUCGCGGAUUUUGCAGGAGACCGAGCAACUGAAAGACGCGGCUACCUCAUCUCCGGCCCUUGUCCCGGUGCUGCAUAUCCAGGCAAAAAACUGUGUAAGUGUAAGUUUCUUUGAGGAAUAGCAUCACAAGUUUGCUCUGCAUAACACAGAAAACUUGUCAUGCGUGGCUAGUACGUGAAAACACGCACGAAAAUUGCCUCUGAUGCAUGUCCAGCACGACAAGUGUAACAGUUUGGCAUUUUCUGCAACACAAAUUUACACUUACACAGUUUUUUUCUUGGAUACUGCAGCCACUGAUGCUACACUUGGACGACACAAGGUUUGCAGAGAUGGAAGAGGAUGAAGGCGGAAAUAGUAUCAAAAACGCAGCGUCUGCGUCAACUAGUACAUCGCCAAGCCGAUCCAGCAUCGCAGUACGGAAUGCCGAGGGCGAUCUUCUUUUCCGACCAGCGGAGGAAGCACUGCGUGGGCAGGAGACUAGUGAACAAUCGUCGGCUCCAGCACGACCCGAUGGUGAAAUUAUAUCCUCACAAGAACGACUACGACUCCCUCCAGGGGAGAACGCUCCGGGAGAGCCUGGUGACCGCGACGAGGCUUCCAGUAAAAUGAAUAGCACGCCGGAAAGUAGCACAACCAGCGGCCCUCGUGACCGCGUCACCGUACUGACACGGGACGCCAACGGAGAGCAGUAUGCCGUUUCCAUUGCUGCGGACAUACCAAACAACCUCAAGAAAUCUUCCGCUUCCGCUGACCUGGAGGACGUCGGCAUUUGGGCGCGGGGGAACAAUGCCCUCCGGUUGGGGCUCCAGAUCGUGCUCCUGCUGCGCAGCACACCUUCGUGCGGCAAACAGGCACACCUGGUGACGGGCAAGGGCAUGAGUUUCGCAGAAAUCAAGCGGCGCUUUACAGCCAUCGUGUACGUGCCGCACGAGUUCGAAACCUACGCCUUUCACGAGCUGUACUCCUAUGAACUGCAAAAGCAUCGUAGUAGUAUAAAUUGCAAUACAAAUUAGCUCAGCAUGACAAAUGGAUUUUGUCAUGCUGUUUUACCUUGGGAUGGAGAUUUGUAAUGCAUAAAGGCAAUUAGUACGAGUGCGAUACUUUUGCACAGGAUAACUCCCUGUCGCUGGCCAUGUUCGUGCCGAGCCGGAGGUUAUCAAUUGCAAAAAUGUCUGGGUCGGGGAGAUUGCGAGAUUUGUCAUGCUAGUCUGGCAUGACUCUUAAAUCUGUCACGCGCGUUACCCAAGAGCUCCAUUUUUCGGUCAUGCAGAGCUGCAGUUUGUCAUGCAGAAUAAGCAACACCUAUAAGCUCAGAAACUUGUCAUGCUGAGCCAGCACUUGUGCAAUCCUCAUGAUACGCCACCCAGCAUUACAACUUUCCAGACCCAGACACUUUUGCAAUCCAUAGAGGUACCUGGCGGACCUGGUCUUCAAUGACGACGGGAACCUCGGAUCCACGGGGUCCGCGGGUGCCCUGGACUUCUCCACCCGGGUCAAAAAACUCCAGUGGCUGCAGACCAGCUCCAUGUACGACGCUGAGAAAUCGCCGGGCAUCAUCGUGUUCCGGACCAUCCUGGAAUUGUGCAAGCUGGUGUCAGACCGGCAGUUGCUCACGGAAAAGCGGGCGGUCAUGCGGAACGCAAACGCGGAAAAGCGGGCGGCCACCAUGCAAACGUGGCGGGGGCUGCUCCGGCAGCAGUACUCCAACCGAUAUCGCGAACUGCAUGGCGCUCCUGCCGAGGCGGAAUGAAUAUGAAAGUGGAAAAAUUAAGUGAAGGCGCUCUGUGUACUUUUUUAGAGAUAAAAAGGGAACAUGUCUUUAUUUAAUUUCAAGUGCGAGCGAAUAUUGCCUCUCGAGAAUAUAGGAAAAAGGUUUUAUCUGGUUCAUUCAAAUUCACGUGAUUGAUACUGUUCUUUUUUAUACGUUUUCACUACAGUAGUUGCAGCUCGAGCAGCACAUUCUUAGCUGUUGCAACGCGGGCGAAGUCAUGCAGCACUUGGCUCAUUGUCAUUUUAGUCAUCUGGGUGUAUCACUUAAUUACAGCAGCAGAUUUUUGGCUGCAUCGGAUCAGAGGAGAAUUUCCUUUCUUCAUCAAAGUAGGAGUAGCGGCAGUUCUUAUUGCGCAUCACAUGAGUGAUAUGGUUAUUGCGCCCCGUGCGGUUAACGAAACGCAAACGCUUGUCCAAGCCGCAAAGAAAAUUCGGUACACCGAGGUCGGAU